Chinchilla lanigera (long-tailed chinchilla) is the source of this 2664-nucleotide messenger RNA. It is a transcript of the gene Znf684, whose product is annotated as zinc finger protein 684. The transcript is spliced from 3 exons. The coding region runs from base 420 to 1607 and encodes 395 amino acids. The record is from RefSeq and is a predicted model, not a curated record. NCBI's taxonomy places the organism in Eukaryota, Metazoa, Chordata, Mammalia, Rodentia, Chinchillidae. Gene Ontology annotation, biological process: negative regulation of transcription by RNA polymerase II. Gene Ontology annotation, cellular component: nucleus. Gene Ontology annotation, molecular function: RNA polymerase II cis-regulatory region sequence-specific DNA binding; DNA-binding transcription repressor activity, RNA polymerase II-specific.
GGGCUACAAAGUGAGCUCAAGGCCAGCCUGAACUGGGUAGUGAGACCCUUCUCAAAAAGAGGAAAAAACAAAUCACUGCCUAAUCUAUGGUCAUAAAGAUUUUCCCCUAUGUUGUCUUCUAAGAAUUUAACAGUUUUAGUUGUCACCUUUAGGUCUGUGAUCCAUCCUAGUUUAUUUUUGUUUGUGAUGUCAGGUUGCUGGGGUGUUCAACUUCAUUCUUUUGUGUGUGGCUAUGUACAUGUCUCAGCACCAUUUGUUGAAAUGACUCUUCUUUUUCUAUUGAACUUUUCUGACAUUAGCUAGAUAUUUCUCAUAUGAUUUGUGUUCCUCCUGCAAAGUAUAUUUCUGAAUCAGCUGUAUAGUAUUGUACAUAAUUUUCCAUAAACUCAACACUGAACAUACGAUAUUAAGAGGCUGUCAUGAUUCUCUUGCAAGUCCCUAAUAAUGCACACAUUAGUUUGAUGAUGAAUGUGCUAUUACAGGAAUCAGUGACAUUUCAAGACGUGGCCGUGAACUUCACCCCAGAAGAGUGGCAGCUGCUUGACUGUGAUCAGAGAAUGAUGUAUUGGGAUGUGAUGUUGGACAACUAUAGAAACCUCAUUUCAGUGGGGUCUCCAGUUACUAAACCAGAAGUGAUCCUCAAGAUAGAACAAGGACAAGAGCUAUGGCUGGAGGAGGAAGAGAAUCUACAUUGGAGCUAUCCAGAAGCUGACUGUCCACUUGAUGAACCAGAGGAGCAGCAGGAAAGCAAAGACAAUUUUUUGAAGUCGGUUUGGUUCACGUUCAAUAGAAUUCUGACUAUGGAGAAACUCCACCUUUAUAAUAGGAGCGCAAGUCUUAAUCCAACAAGAAAAAAAUCACAUAAAUGUAAAUCAUAUGGGAAGAAUUUGGAACCUAAUUUAGACUUACUUGAUUAUAAUAGAAGUUAUACUGAAGAAAACUCAUGUGAAUGCAGUGAAUGUGGGAAAGCCUUCAAAAAGAAGUUUCAUUUCAUUAGAGAUGAAAAAAAUCAUACAAGAAAAAUACCCUUAGAAUGUAAUGUCUGUGGGAAAGCUUAUAGUAGGAAGGCAUAUCUUUUAGCUCAUCAGAAAAUGCAUAGUGGAGAGAGACCCUUUAGGUGCACUGAUUGUGGGAAAGCUUUUACACAGAAAUCCUACCUUGUGAACCACCAGAGACUUCACACUGGAGAAAAACCUUAUAAGUGCAGUCAUUGUGGGAAAACAUUCAUUUGGAGCUCCUCUUUUAAUCAACAUGUGAAAUCUCAUAUGCUUGAGAACCCGUUUGAAUGUAAGGAAUGUGGGAAGUCCUUCAAGUAUAGUUCAUCCCUGUAUAAACAUUCUAGAAGUCACACGGGAGAGAAACCCUACCGAUGUGUGGUAUGUGGCAAGGCCUUUGGCAACACAUCUGUGCUUGUUACACAUCAAAGAAUUCAUACAGGAGAGAAACCUUAUGGAUGUAUUGAAUGUGGCAAAGCCUUCAUCAAGAAGUCUCAUCUCCUUAGACAUCGGGUAACUCACACAGGAGAGAAGCCCUAUGAAUGUAACAUAUGUGGGAGAGCGUUUUCCCAGAAGUCAAACCUUAUUGUACAUCAAAAAAUGCAUACUUAGUAUUUACUUUAUGAAUAUAACAGCCUUAAAUAUUAGAUGAAUCCUAUUAAAUAGCAGAGAACUCAUGAUGUGAAGUCCACUAUUUGAAUGCUGGAGUAGAGUCCCAUAAGAAAAAAGUCAGUGCCAAUCAUGUUCUGGCAAUGAUAAAUUUUUUCAGAAAGAAAAAUCACAUAAAAAAUUGAACUACAUAUAAUACAGCAUAGCGCUUGGAAAGUAAGCACAGAUAAUAAGGGAGUCAGUGCAAACUAGAUAACCAUUUAUGGUUUUUAUAAUAAUUACACGAGUGUGAGUGUAAAAUAAAUGUUUAAUACACUAUUAAGAGUUUGUGGUGCCUGCAGUCCCUGCUGAGGUGGAAGGAUCACUUGGGUCUAGGAGCUCAGAAUCAGCCUGGGCAACACAGUGAGACUGUCUCAAAAACAGAAAUGAGAACUAAACACAAACGAAAAAGAUUAGAAAAUAGUUUCUACAGGAAAACUAGAAUUUUUCCUUCUAACUCUAAUAACAUUUGCAUAAUUGAGGAAACGUAGUUUAACAGAAAGUAUGAAUUUCAGUAAUAUUUUCUGCCAUGUGCUGGCACUUUUGCCCCCCUGUACUGGGGAUUGAUCCCAGGGCUUUUGGCACCAAGUACUUCCCACCUCUUUUCUAUUUUUUGAGACAGGGUCUUGCUGUGUUUUCCAGGUUGGUCUGAAACCUGCAAUCCUGCCUCAGCCUCCUGAGUAGCUCAAAUUACAUGUGUGUAGCACCACGCAGUGUGUGGCGCUUUACUUGCAGGAUUUGGGGGUUUUUGUGUGUUUGUUUUUGUCUUUUUGAGGCAGGGUGUCGCUAUGCAGUUCAGGCUGGCCUCAAACUUGCAGCGAUCCUCCUACUUUAGCUUCCCAAGUGCUGAGGGUUACAGGUGUGCCACCACGCCUGGCUUUAUGAGCACUUUUAACAGGUACAGCAGUGUUACUGAAUCUGGGUCUUUGCAUUAAUUAUAGAAGUAAAGACUUUUUUUCUUUUUGGUUUUUUUAAGACAAGGUCUCACUUUGAGGUGCAGGCUGGCCUUGAAUUUACUAUG